UGAGGCAGGUUGCUGGGCGGGUCUCCUCGGCUGCAGAAGGCCGUUUUGCAUCGCUUUCCGCCUUCCCUCCGGGAGUUUCUGUGGCCACUGGCCCGCCUCUCCCCUCCCUCCAGCUUCCAAGGUAGGACAGCCUUGCGCAAGCCGCCCGCCGGCAGUUUGCAAAACUUCCCCUCCGACGACUGCCGCUUGGCUUGCCCUUCAGCUCCUGCCGUUGUCCCGAUGGCUUCGGAGGAGCAGCAGCUACAGAGGAAGCGAGCCCCGAAGCAGCCGCCUCCGGGGGGCUCCGUCGCCCCCGACCCCGCGCUGAAGCCCUUCGAGAGAAACCUGCUGCGGAACCCCAACCCCGAAGGUGUGAAUAUUUCUGAGCCUGCGCCCCCCCUGACGCUGCCCAGGGCAGCUUGGAAUCCCCUGGACCCCAAAGGUAUUUUCAAAGGCUGGCAAGUCAGCAUCGAGCCCUUGGAGGCAGACAAGGCAGAGGUCACCCCAAAGUCCGUCUUGCCACGCUAUAGCUGGUGCGUUAAGCAGCAAUACAUAGACUUGGUGGCCGAAGGAUUUUGGGAGGAGCUGCUGGAUUCAUACCAGCCAAACUUCACCGUCAUGGACUGGUACGAAAACAGCAAACUGGCCGACUCUGUCUAUGAACUCCACGUCCGGCUCCUGGGAGCAGACAGAGCCACGGUGAUGGGUGAAUUUCACCACGUGGCGCACGAGGGCGAGCAGGACGGGCAGGAAAACAAGAACUGGCAUCACGUCUCCCACGUAUUCCAGCGCUACGGAGCAGGACUGCGCUACGUCCACUUCCUCCACAAGGCCAAAGAGGUUGAGACGCCGGCUGGAUUCCUCCGGACGAGAGUGACGGACAGCAGCGUCUCUGCCCAGCUGCGGGACUGAUGGCGUUUGGGGGAGCAGUGGAGUCGUCAGGCAUUGUGUGGGGCAUCAAAGGGGGGGUUCAGGGGGUUCCCUGAGCUGCCCAGAUCCUAUAGGAAGACCAACCCACGAAUGACGUUUUCUUGCAUAUUGAUUAAAAGCAGAUGUGAAACUACAAA
Molecule: messenger RNA, 1046 nt
Organism: Podarcis raffonei (Aeolian wall lizard)
Lineage: Eukaryota; Metazoa; Chordata; Lepidosauria; Squamata; Lacertidae
Gene: NCCRP1
Product: NCCRP1, F-box associated domain containing
Exons: 6
Coding region: 220-891 (223 amino acids)
Biological process (GO): glycoprotein catabolic process; SCF-dependent proteasomal ubiquitin-dependent protein catabolic process
Cellular component (GO): cytoplasm; SCF ubiquitin ligase complex
Molecular function (GO): ubiquitin protein ligase activity
Source: RefSeq, a predicted model, not a curated record